UCCCUCCGAUCUCGUCGCCGCAAUGCCCACUGGUCAGGAUCCCGCCCCUCCUCUUCCUCCUGGCCACUCCUCCGUCCCCGGUCACUCAUCACCGUCAUCGCCGCCAUCACUAACCCCUCAGGAACACCAACAAAAAACUCCCAUCGAUGCUGCCUCCAAAAAUAAUGUCGCCGCUGCCGCCGCCCCGCUCUCCUCCGCAGCCGAAACCACAGCUACACCAACAGCAACAGCAUCCCCCUACCAACUCUUCGACACAUACCCCUUCGCCACAGAUCCGGAAUUCAAACUUGGCCUCGGCCUGAUCCUAGGAAAGCCGGCGGGGACCCCCGCGACGGAGGAUGAGGUGACUGGAAGAAGCAGGCCUCCUGCGGCUGGAACUGGCGGCGGCGGCGAUGCGGAUGAGUAUGCUGAGUUGGGCGGCGAGUUGCUGCUAAAAGCGAAGAUUUAUUACUUUACGAAGAAAUUCCCCUCGCGAACCCAACCCUCAACCCCGCUCACCCCAAAAGGCUACAAAGCCUACCUCCAACAACAAAGAGCCAACAGUAACACCGCCCCGACCUCUACCACCACCACCCCCCACCAGCCUCAACCUCAACCUCAACCUCAACCGCAACGCCAACCGCAACCAAAAGAGCCAACCUACCCAACCCCCUUCUCCCACAUCGUCGACCUUAUAACAAACAACAAACCCAUCCCCGGCAUCCAGGAGAUCCCCGAUACCGUUCUGACCGGUCAGGAUAAGCCGAGCCUGGCCCCGCAGCGGCGGAAGCCGUGGGAAACUACGGCUGUCGGGGAUACUGGCGGAGAUGGUAAUGGUAUUACUGGGGUUGAGCGUGAGGAGAGAGACGGUGAGGUGGAACGCCAAGAGCAACCGCAGCCGUAG
Molecule: messenger RNA, 883 nt
Organism: Histoplasma capsulatum G186AR
Lineage: Eukaryota; Fungi; Ascomycota; Eurotiomycetes; Onygenales; Ajellomycetaceae
Exons: 2
Coding region: 23-883 (286 amino acids)
Source: RefSeq, a predicted model, not a curated record